Molecule: messenger RNA, 3660 nt
Organism: Vicia villosa (hairy vetch)
Lineage: Eukaryota; Viridiplantae; Streptophyta; Magnoliopsida; Fabales; Fabaceae
Product: pentatricopeptide repeat-containing protein At1g63130, mitochondrial-like
Exons: 2
Coding region: 32-3397 (1121 amino acids)
Molecular function (GO): protein binding
Source: RefSeq, a predicted model, not a curated record
UUCCUUCUCAUUCUCCCAAUUUGAAGAAGCAAUGUCAUUUUUGAGAUCAAAGUACGCUCUCUCUCUUUCGUUUUCCAACUUGUUUCUUAUUCGAUUCUUCUCUCACAAUCACAAUCUUGUUGCUGUUGAUGAUGCUGUUUCCUCAUUCAAUCGCAUGCUCAACAUUAACCCUAACCCACCCGUAUUUGAAUUUAACAAGAUAUUAGGUUCCCUUGUUAAGAUCCAACAUUAUUCAACUGCUAUUUACCUUUUUCAACAAAUGCAACUUCGACGAAUUCCAAUUGACAUUGUUAAUUUGAGUAUCUUGAUUAACUGUUACUGCCACCUUCAUCAACUCAAUUUUGCAUUUUCUGUAUUCGCCAACAUCCUCAAGCUAGGUUAUCACCCUGAUACAAUAACUAUUAAUACACUUAUCAGAGGUCUCUGUAACAGUGGCAAGAUUAACCAAGCACUUCACUUUCACGACGAUGUUAUAGCCAACGGGUUUCAACUUGAUCAUGUUAGUUAUGGGACGUUGAUCGACGGUUUAUGUAAAAUAGGAGAAACAAAAGCUGCUUUGCAAGUUCUUAAAAAGAUUGAAGGGUCGUCGGUUAAGCCUAACGUGAUAAUGUACAACACAAUCAUUGAUAGUUUCGGAAAGGAUAAACUUGUGAAUGAUGCUUUUGAUUUAUAUUCUGAAAUGAUUGUCAAAGGAAUCUCUCCUGAUGUUAUCACUUAUAGUACUUUAAUGAAUAGCCUUUGCAUUGUCGGUCAAUUGAAAGAAGCAAUUGGUUUGUUAAAUGAAAUGUCGUUGAAAAAUAUCAGCCCCAAUGUUCGUACUUUCAGUACAUUGAUCAAUGGUUUUUGUAAGGAAGGGGAGGUGGAAAAAGCUAGAAGUGUGUUGGCUGUUAUGAUAAAACAAGGCGUGAAACCUAAUGUUAUUACUUGUACUACUUUGAUGGAUGGAUACUUCUUGGUUAAAAAGGUGAACAAGGCUAAACACAUAUUCAACUCUUUUGUUCGAAGAGGAGUGGAACCAAAUACUCAUAGUUACACUGUCAUGAUAGAUGGAUUAUGUAAGAGUAGAAUGGUGGAUGAAGCUGUGAAUCUCUUCAAAGAAAUGCAUUUGAAAAACAUGGCUCCUAACACUGUAACAUACAGUUCCCUUAUUGAUGGAAUUUGUAAAUCGAGGAGAAUCUCUGAUGUUUGGGAUCUCAUAGAUGAGAUGCAUGACAGAGGCCAACCUGCUAAUGUGAUCACUUAUAAUUCUUUACUGGAUGCUUUGUGCAAAAACCAUAAGGUUGACGAGGCAAUUGCAUUAUUAACAAAGAUCAAAAACCAAGGGAUUCAUCUGGACAAGUAUACAUACACUGUACUUGUUGAUGGACUAUGCAAAAAUGGAAGACUUAAGGAUGCAGGGAAGGUUUUUCACGAGCUUCUGAUUAAGGGCUAUCAUUUAGAUGCUAAAAUGUAUACUGUGAUGGUUAAUGGACUCUGUAAAGAGCGCUUGUUUGAUGAAGCAUUUUCCUUAAUGUCGCUAAUGGAAGACAACAAUUGCACACCUGAUUUUGUAACUUACGAAAUUCUUGUUCGUGCUUUGUUUGAAAAUGGAAAUAAUGAUAAGGCGGUGAAACUUCUUCAUGAAAUGAUUGCUAAAGGUCUACUACUUAUGCCAAUCCACAUAGUACUUCAUAAUUUGGCUAUUUUUGUCUCUAGAAAUAGGAGUAACUUGGUGUCGCAUUUUAAGGCACGAAAUUUAGUCCCCUCUUUGCCUCUCUCCCAAGUUGAAGAAGCAAUGUCAUUGUUGAGGUCAAGGUACGCUCUCUCUCUUCCUUCUGCCAAUUUGUUUCUUGUUCGAUUCUUCUCUCACAAUCACAAUCUUGUUUCUGUUGACGAUGCUGUUUCCUCAUUCAAUCGCAUCCUCUAUAUGAACCCUAACCCACCCAUCUUUGAAUUCAACAAGAUAUUGGGUUCCCUUGUUAAAAUCAAACAUUACUCAACUGCUAUUUCCCUUUUUCAACAAUUGCAACUUCGACGAAUUCCAACCGACAUUGUUAAUUUGAGCAUCUUGAUUAACUGUUACUGCCACCUUCAUCAACUCAAUUUUGCAUUUUCUGUAUUCGCCAACAUCCUCAAGCUAGGUUAUCACCCUGAUACAAUAACUAUUAAUACACUUAUCAGAGGUCUCUGUAACAGCGGCAAGAUUAAUGAAGCACUUCACUUUCACGACAACAUUAUAGCGAAGGGGUUUCGACUUGAUCAAGUUAGUUACGGGACGUUGAUUAAAGGGUUAUGUCAAAUAGGAGAAACAAAAGCUGCUCUGCAGAUUCUUAAGAAGAUUGAAGGGUCGUCUGUUAAACAUAAUGUGAUAAUGUACAACACAAUCAUUGAUAGUUUCGGAAAGGAUAAACUUGUGAAUGAUGCUUUUGAUUUAUAUUUUGAAAUGAUUGUCAAAGGAAUUUCUCCUAAUGUUAUCACUUAUAAUACUUUAGUGAAUACCCUUUGCAUUGUCGGUCAAUUGAAAGAAGCAGUUGGUUUGUUAAAUGAAAUGUCCUUGAAAAAUAUUAGCCCUAAUGUUUGUACUUUUAAUACACUUAUUGAUGGUUUUUGUAAGGAAGGAGAGGUGGAAAAAAACAGAAGUGUGGUGGCUGUUAUGAUUAAACAAGGCGUAAAACCUAAUGUUAUUACUUAUAAUUCUUUGAUGGAUGGAUAUUUCUUGGUUAAAGAAGUGAACACGGCUAGACACAUAUUCAACUCUUUUGUUCGAAGAGGAGUGGAACCUAAUACUCAAAGUUACACUGUCAUGAUAGAUGGAUUAUGUAAGAGUAGAAUGGUGGAUGAAGCUGUGAAUCUCUUCAAAGAAAUGCAUUUGAAAAACAUGGCUCCGGAUACUAUAACAUACAAUUCCCUUAUUGAUGGACUUUGUAAAUCAGGGAGAAUCUCUGAUGUUUGGGAUCUCAUAGAUGAGAUGCAUGACAGAGGCCAACCUGCUAAUGUGAUCACUUAUAAUUCUUUACUGGAUGCUUUGUGCAAAGACCAUAAGGUUGACGAGGCAAUUGCAUUAUUAAAGAAGAUCAAAGACCAAGGGAUUCUUCCGAGCAUGUAUACAUACACUAUACUUGUUGAUGGACUAUGCAAAAAUGGAAGACUUAAGGAUGCACAGAAGGUUUUUCACGAGCUUCUGAUUAAGGGCUAUCAUUUAGAGGCUAAAAUGUAUACUGUGAUGGUUAAUGGACUAUGUAAAGAGCGCUUGUUUGAUGAAGCAUUUUCCUUAAUGUCGCUAAUGGAAGACAACAAUUGCACACCUGAUGUUGUAACUUACGAAAUUCUCGUUCGUGCUUUGUUUGAAAAUGGAAAGAAUGAUAAGGCGGUGAAACUUCUUCGUGAAAUGAUUGCUAAAGGUCUACUACAACAGUAAAACUAGGGGAGAUGCUUUUGUUAUUUUGAAUUUUAAAACAGCCAUCAAGUUAUCCGGAUCACUGGAACCUCUAAUCAAAGGUGUGUCUAGUGUCUGACACCAACACACAUGGUUACGUUCAAAUUAUUUAUAUUAGUCUUUUAAUAUUCAGUAAGUCAUACAAUUACUGUUAUACCAUUCUUGCCAAUUAUGAUCACAGUUGGAUGUAUGGAUGAAUCCCUGGCCUGUUUCUGAAACUAAUGGUAUGCCUGGAUUUGGUUUAA